GGAGGGAAAUAUGAUGUACUAUGCAAUAGGAGAGAGAAAGAGGAAAAGUUAGAGGAAAGUUUCUCCUAAAGUUGGGAUCAAUUCCACUUUCAACACAAUACUCAUCAAUCUCCCAUGAAAAAUAAUACUAAUACGUCAAAAAGAAAAUACUAGGACAAUGGGAAGUGCCAAUGUUGCAUCAACACUUGUCUACAUGGCAGAGAGGUGCACUUCCAUGCGAGAACUCAAGCUCAUCCACGCCCACGCCUUCCGCACGUGCCUCCACCAACACACCGUCGUCCUCGGCAAGCUCUUCCGCUUCGCCGCCGUCUCUCCCUUCGGGGACUUAUCCUAUGCCCACAGCAUGUUUGACCAAAUGCCCCAUCCAUCCACCUUCUUCUACAACACCCUCAUCCGUGCCCAUUCCCACUCCACUACCCCUUCCCUCUCCUCCCUAUUCUUCCACAUCAUGAGGCAAAACGACGUCGCUCCAGAUGAAUUUUCAUUCACCUUCUUGCUUAAGUCACGUUCUUUCACCACCCCUUUUGUCCACGACACACACAGCGCCGUUUUCAAGUUUGGUUUUUCCCGCCAUUUGCAUGUUCAGAACGCGUUGAUACACAUGUAUGCUGUUCGGGGACUGACCCUUUUGGCUCGUAGGGUUUUUGAGGAUGCCCUUAAAGUGGGUUUGGAUGUUGAUAUUGUGUCCUGGUCUGGGUUGCUUGUUGCGCACUUAAGAGCUGGUGAAUUGGAUGCUGCACGAAAGGUAUUUGAUCAAAUGCCUGAGAGAGAUGUUGUUUCCUGGACCAUCAUGUUGUCUGGUUAUUCGCAGGCCAAGCGGCCUCGUGAGACCUUGGCAUUGUUCCAGGAGAUGAGGCUUGUCGGGGUGUGGCCGGACGAGGUUACCAUGGUGAGCGUGAUUUCAGCUUGUGCGGAGUUAGGUGACGUGGAAAUGGGUAGGAUGGUGCACCGGUUUGUUGAGGAGAAUGGGUUUGGGUGGAUGGUCGCGCUCUGCAAUGCUCUCAUUGAUAUGUAUGGAAAGUGUGGAUGCUUGGAGGAGGCGUGGCAUAUGUUUGAUAGGAUGAAGAGGAAGAGCUUGAUCACGUGGAAUGCGAUGAUGAUGGUGUGUGCGAAUCACGGCUAUGCUGAUGAUGCAUUUAGGUUAUUUGAAUGGAUGAUUGGUUCUGGGGUUGUGCCUGACGGGGUGACAAUUCUGUCUCUUCUUGUAGCGUAUGCUCACAAGGGGUUGAUUGAUGAAGGAAUUAGACUGUUUGGGAGCAUGCAGAGGGAAUAUGAUGUGCAACCUAGAAUCGAGCAUUAUGGUGCGGUGGUGGAUAUGUUAGGACGUUCAGGGAGAUUACAGGAGGCAUACGAUCUGCUUACAAGUAUGCCGAUUCCAAGCAAUGAUGUUAUUUGGGGAGCUUUACUUGGAGCCUGCAGGAUUCACGGUGAUGUUGGCAUGGGAGAAAGGGUUAUAAAGAAGUUGUUGGAGUUGAAACCAGAUGAAGGGGGAUACUAUAUUCUUCUUCGUGAUCUCUAUGUUGCUGCAGGCCGGACUGUAGAAGCCAAUGAGAUGAGGCAAGCCAUGCUAGCUAGUGGAGCAAGGAAAAAUCCUGGUUGUAGUUGGGUGGAAGCAUGAACUUUAGAUGUGCAGAAGCAAUCAUUAUGAAAGCAUUUUGAUGCCUCAGUGCAGGCUGUGCACUUAUGCUGUAGAGUUGUCCGCAGGGAAUCUUCCACAUCUCUCAUUUUGCCACUGUAUUGUUGAUAUGAGGAGGAAAUCAACAGAAAAGAUUGGUUGAAUCAUUGUUAGACUGCUUUACAAGAACUUAUAUUGUUAGAUUUUGUCUCGUGUCUCGUUGUCAUUACCAGCUUUAAAGCACUGGCAGUUAGAAUGUCGAUCAACGUGCCUUGCAAAUCAACGGAGCUGAUUGACGUGUCAGGAAAUUUGUUCCAUCUCAACCGUUGAAUUAUCCUCUUCCCUCUAAGUGGAAAUGAAACUUGUGAAUAGUUCCGGUCUUGACAAUCAAGGUUUCUUUCCAAAUGACUUUUCUGGACUGCAUAGUCGUCAGGUUGGCUAGCUACUCUACAUGGUUUUUUGGAUUGUUGUCUUAUAACAGAUGCCUUAAACCAAGCACCGAAAGAAGAUAUUGUACAAACAUGUUGUCUUUUUUCAAUGGAAUUCUUCAUACACCACAUUGCAUUUAAUGUUGGAGAUAUAAGUAGUUGCACCCUCUUUAUUAACUUUUUACUAGCAAAGGCAAAGAGGUAGGACCUUGUAGGAAAAAUCAAGAAAGACGACAUACCAAGGGCUACAAAAAUCAAUGCCCAAUUUUUUGAAUCAAUCUGGAGUUCAGCUGCAGGCUCAUAUAAAGUAUUGACCAUCUUGGAGAUCAUUAAUCCAAACACAGGUAAUAUUGCUCCAUUUGCCACUGCAGCCAUUGUUCCUAUAAGUAAUACUAGGAUCUCAGGCUUGUUUAGAUAAGCUAAGGGGGGAAGUGGUAUCUGUGGAGGUGGCGGUUGUGAGGUUGCAGAAGGAGGAAGUUAACUUCUCCGCCAGAUAUUUCUAAAGGAACAAUUGUUGUAAAAAGUGCAUGUAACACCGAGAAUGAGUGACGGCUAACGUUUCUGACUCCAGAAACUUGGCUUUCAUAUUGCAAGUGUUAAAAUCUUUGGCUUGUAGAAUUUGAAACUUUCUGGUCGGUCAAAGUCACCUAGAAUGAGUGACGACCAACGUUUCCAACUCCAAAAACUUGGCUUAUAUAUUGCAAAUGAGGAAAUCUUUGGCUUGUAGAAUUUGAAAUACUUUCUGGCCAGGGAGAGUCAUUUGCAACAUUUUGUAUUUCUUCCUCCUUUUUAGGCUCUUUUUGGAAAAAAUAGCGGUUGGUUGAUAAGAUAGCUGAUAGUUUAUACCUCA
Messenger RNA from Lathyrus oleraceus (garden pea), 2893 nucleotides. RefSeq names its product pentatricopeptide repeat-containing protein At1g74630. Gene Ontology annotation, biological process: RNA modification. The record is from RefSeq and is a predicted model, not a curated record. The transcript has 2 exons. Lineage: Eukaryota; Viridiplantae; Streptophyta; Magnoliopsida; Fabales; Fabaceae. Bases 158 to 1618 code for a protein of 486 amino acids. Gene Ontology annotation, molecular function: RNA binding; protein binding.